AUGGAGAAGCAGAGACAUGCCCAACGAGUUCUCAAUGAUCAUACGAGCACAACAUGUCCGACGUUGAUUACUCCUCAUGCAAUUGAGACCCAUGCAAGCAAAAUCUAUACAAGAACAAUGUUUUUGAAGGUUCAGAGGGAGAUUUAUAAAGGAUCAUGGUCUUGUUCACAAACGUCAGUCACUAAGGAUGGCGGGAAUGAGGUUUACCUUAUAAAGCAUUCAGAUAAGCCAUGUCAAGACCAUCUCCAGUUUACGGUUGUGCGAAAUGUAGAAUCUGGAAGCAUCAAGUGCAGUUGCAACCAGUUUGGACGACAUGGAUAUUUAUGUCGUCACAUUUUUUGUGUAUUCAAGAAUAAAAAUGUGCAAGAAAUACCAAAAGAAUAUAUAAGCAAACGUUGGAGAAGAGAUGUGCUCCCUCGUCAUUUGUUACAUGACAAGCACAGAUAUGGUAGAAGGAACGAUGAGGCAGACAAGAUUGCGACUGAAGCCUUUGAAAACCUGGAGUUGUGUUUCAGUAAGCUACGCAACAACCCUGAGAAGUUAUCUGAUUUUGUUUCCAAACUGAAUAAGUUAACUGAAGAUACUUUGGCAGAUCUUCCUAACAUUAGUGGGAAAGAAGACAAAGAGGUAGUCUAUCAGGAGUUGCUCGGGGUAACAGAACCAGAAGAGCUUACAAUUUUACCGCCGACGCCCGCUAAAAACAAGGGAUCAGGAACUCACACUGGUAAAAGAUUGGUUAAUCCGGGUGAGAAACAUGUGAAAAAACGCAAACGUCAAAUGCGUGAGUGCAAAUGGUGUCAUGAAGUGCAAGAUAAACAUGACUCGCGCAAUUUCCCUGACAGACUUGCAAAGUUAGAAGCCGAAAGUGCGUCCAAAAGAGCCAAGUUGGCAGUCGAUAAAGCAGCCAAUCAAUCUGCAACACAAGCAAGAAAAGAAGCAUUACAGGAGCAACCUCCCCAAAGAGCAGAUUGA
Molecule: messenger RNA, 972 nt
Organism: Erigeron canadensis
Lineage: Eukaryota; Viridiplantae; Streptophyta; Magnoliopsida; Asterales; Asteraceae
Product: protein FAR1-RELATED SEQUENCE 5-like
Exons: 2
Coding region: 1-972 (323 amino acids)
Molecular function (GO): zinc ion binding
Source: RefSeq, a predicted model, not a curated record